Molecule: messenger RNA, 3302 nt
Organism: Drosophila takahashii
Lineage: Eukaryota; Metazoa; Arthropoda; Insecta; Diptera; Drosophilidae
Gene: KCNQ
Product: KCNQ potassium channel
Biological process (GO): potassium ion transmembrane transport
Cellular component (GO): membrane; voltage-gated potassium channel complex
Molecular function (GO): voltage-gated potassium channel activity
Source: RefSeq, a predicted model, not a curated record
AACCGGCCGACGCUCAGCCGUCGAUCGAGUUGCGGUUCAAUCGUCGUCGGAGCCAGACGUGUCCAAAGUGUCAAAAAUAUUAGUUGAGAUUUACUGAGAACUCAUACGGGUGGAAUGAGAUCACAAUGGAUCCGGACAACGAUAUAUAUGCCUUCUACGACAUAAGGGGUUACAAGGGGAAAUGUAGACCGGGCAGGCCGAACUCGGAACGAAUCCUGCAACCGCGAAUGUCGCUCCUAGGAAAGCCGCUGAACUACAACCGCGGCACCCGCCGCGAUGUUCGCUACCGGCGCCUCCAGAGUCGCCUCUACAACUUCCUGGAGCGGCCGCGCGGCCUGCAUGCCAUCUUCUACCAUGUGAUGGUAUUCCUGAUGGUGUUCACCUGCCUGGCGCUCAGUGUGUUUUCCACCAUCAAGGAGUACGAAGAGGACGCCGUCUACAUCCUGUUCCGCAUGGAGAUUCUGGUGGUCAUCUGGUUCACGAUGGAAUUCGGAGCCCGUCUUUGGUCAUCGGGCUGCCGAUCGCGAUACCAGGGCUGCCUGGGUCGGAUGAAGUUCGUGAAACGACCAUUCUGUAUUAUAGAUAUUGUCACCAUUUUAGCCUCAAUCGUAGUAUUAGGGAUGGGCACCUCGGGCCAGGUGUUUGCCACGAGUGCUUUACGUGGCCUCCGGUUCUUUCAGAUUCUUCGGAUGGUGCGCAUGGAUCGACGGGGCGGCACCUGGAAGUUGCUCGGCUCGGUUGUAUAUGCACACAGACAGGAGCUGAUAACAACCAUGUACAUAGGGUUCUUAGGUCUAAUCUUUGCAUCAUUCCUGGUCUAUAUGUGGGAGAAGGACGUUAAUGACAAGUUUAGCAAUUUUGCCCAGGCCCUCUGGUGGGGAGUGAUCACACUCUGCACAGUGGGCUAUGGAGACAUGGUGCCGAUCACCUGGCAAGGCAAGCUAAUUGCCUCCUGUUGUGCUCUUCUGGGAAUCUCCUUCUUCGCUCUCCCUGCGGGCAUCCUUGGAAGUGGAUUUGCUCUGAAAGUGCAGCAGCAGCAGCGGCAGAAGCACAUGAUCCGGCGACGCCAGCCAGCGGCCACUCUCAUUCAGGCCGUGUGGCGAUGCUAUGCGGCUGACGAGCAUUCCGUGUCGGUGGCCACGUGGAAUAUCCACCGGGUGGCCCUGCCCAGUCCACCGGCUUCACGGGCGUCCUCCAGCUUUAAGCACAACACGUCCUUCGUGGCCCGGCUGCCCACCAUCCGGCGGCACAAGAGCCAGACGAUCCAGACUCCGGGCGGAGGCGACGGCGGCGGAGUGUCCAAGCCGCCGGGCUCGUCGAGAGCCUCCACGAGGUACACCCGCACCAUCCGGGACAUCAAUGCGUCCGUGGAGAACCUGGAGGUAGUACAAAACGGCAAAUCCAUGAAUCCAAGUUUCAGCGAAGAUUCAGUUGCUGAAACCACUUGCUUAAAAAAUAUUAAAAAUUCAGACGCCAGCCAGCCCGCGACGCUGGCCCACUGCAAGCUCAGCUCGAGUGCGGGCUCCCUGGCCCAGUUUCCUGAUCGGGAUCAGGAUCAGGAUCAGGAUCAGGAUCGGAAUGGGGAUGGGGAUCAGGCUGAGGAGCAGGCCAAGGUCAGUGGUUCUAGGAGAAAUCUCACCAUUCCGGUGGUGCUCUACGGCUUCCUGCACGGCAGCUUCUUGGGCUCGACGCUUUCGCUGCGCAAUCCUCGGGUGGCUCCGGCCAACGAUCGGGAUCUGGAAGCUGGCCGGGAGGAGGAGGAGGGAGAGGUCCAGAGAGAUACUUGCCAGCGGAGCAACACCUUGCCGCUGCCCGCCAAGCCGGGGAGUCCCUGUUCCAGUCCGAAUCCCAGUCCGGGCAGUGGACGCACAGGUCGCUUUUUUGCGGCUGCAUCGCACUUUCUGGAGACCGGAUUCAGCACCCCAAAUCCAACUGGCGAUGUGGCAAAUGAGGAGGACGAGCCGCGCUGCACGCAGCUAACCAACCGGCACAAAACCGCCAUCAGGUUCAUACGCAAGCUCAAGUACUUUGUGGCACGAAGGAAAUUCAAGGAGGCCUUGAAACCCUACGACGUUAAGGAUGUCAUGGAGCAGUAUGCAGCCGGACAUGUGGACUUGUUGGGUCGCGUUAAAAUGCUUCAUUUGCGUUUGGAUCAAAUCCUGGGCAAACAAGGCUCCAAGGGCAAGGAUGUGUAUGCAUCCAAAAUAAGCCUAGCCUCCCGCGUGGUUAAAGUCGAGCGGCAGGUGGCUGACAUCGAAGAGAAGCUGGACGUGCUGAUCAAGGCGUACAUGGAGGAUCGUGAUAGAUUCCUGGCUCUUCCGCUGCCAGCCAAGCCCAAAAUACAUUCCAUUAGUCCUAGCCACAAGCCCCUGCACCACGCCCACAACCUGGCGAUGAUCGAUGUGUGGAAACGGACCGCGGCACUCAGUGUGCAUCCGGAGCAGGUGACCACCACACCGCUGCUGAAUCCCUCGGUAGCAGAUGGCGCCGAUCUGCGAUCCCUGACAGCCACACAAACGGUCACGACGACAACCGAUGCGAUCGCCACACAAACCCCCAUGCCGCCGCACAUGCAGCAUACAGCGACCAAUACAAAGUCUUCCGUGCUUAACUCAUAUCAGCUGGGGUCUGAGAAGCAGCAGCACAAUGAUGUUUUUAUGACUGAAUUAGAGAAUAGAACCAAAAAACGUGUUACGUUAAGCCUACAUAGAUCCACAUCGGAGCCGUAUAGCAAGCAGGAGCAAAGGAUUACCAUACCCGACGAGGGAGCCGAAUCCCUGGACAGCAGUGCAAAGCCAACGCCGCCAGAUAGUUCAAUUAUACUAAUCGAUGAGUACGAGGACUUCGAGGAGGAGGAUCUGAACUGUGAAGGUGAAAUGGAUCAUUUCCCCUCCUGGGAGAUCGACAGUGAUAUUGGGGUGGAAGUGGAUGUGGACGCGGAUGCCGAUGGCGACUGUGAUGAGUCCACCGAGGACACAGCCCUGCUGCAGUGCGCCACGCGCACCGCCAUUGUUAUAACACCAAUUAGCCCAGUAAGCUCCGCACACAAUCUUCAGCAAUUAAAUGACCAAACUACAACGCUUAAUAAAUCAAAUUUGCUUCCGCCAGACUCUGGAUAGUUAAUUGCAAUUAAAGUUAGCCUAAAUGUAGUUAUUACAUUAUCAUUAGAAUUAUGUAUUAUGUACUAUGGAAUACAUAUUAAUGUCAUUUUCGGACAUCAUUUGUGUUCAAGUAAUUGGUAGCAAAAAACUGAAAAUCAAGUCAAUAAACAUGCUUUAGCAAAAAGUCUUACAUUACCGAAA